AUGAUUAAAACAUACAGCCUUCAAUUUGGGUCUCAAGAGAUUGAGCAGAUGUAUCGUUAAUCACCAUAGGUGGGUUUCAAGCACAGAAGUGAAUACUUAUAUGCAGCUAUUACUAUUUAUCUAAUCCUAAUUGUGAUAAAGUAUAACUAAUAUCAGAACUUAAUGCUUCAACUAUUCCCUGGAGUUGGCUUAAUAUUGAUAUUGAUUUGUUAUAUCGGAAUAAGGAGAUAUCAAAAAUACAAAGAAAUCUUUGUUACUACUAACAUGCUCAUAAUGAGUGCUAUCAUAGAAAGUAUACGACUCUUUGGAUCUGAAUCUGACUCAUGGUUUUAUGGUCAUCACUCUUCAGUUCUCAAGAUCUUAAUCUACUCAUCCGGAUCCUCAUUUAUUGGCUAAUCAUGUUUCUUUCUCCUAACUUAAAUAGCAAACUUUUAUGAUUUCUAGACUUAUGACAUAUAAUCCAUCAUCUCUUAAUUUAUAAUAUCUAUAAUGCUCGUUGUAUUAAGAUAUCAGCAUGAAAUAAUCAAGAGAAAACACUUUUUAGUUAAUUUAUCCAAAGUUCAAUAUGAUAACAUUUUAGAGGACUUAUUACCCUCUUGGGUGGUCAUUGUAAAGUAUAAUAAAUUAACUGGCCUACUGGAUAUUGAAAAGAUAAAUAAACAUUUGAAGGAUAAAUUCAAUAUUAAUAACAGUGAAGCAUUCAGGGAAUUCUUAAGAAAACUGGUCUUCUUCGACAUGGAAAAUUAAAACACCUAACAAUAUAUCAAAAUAGAACAUCAGAUCAUCUAAGAACUCUAAUAGAAGAAUGAAGAACACCCUGAUCAAAAAUAUUUUGCCAUUUUAGAAGAAUAGAAUAAAUCUAAACUGUGGAAAUUCAGAGUUACCUAGGUUUAUUUCAAUUCCUUUUAACCUUAAAUACUACUCUUAUUCGAAGAAAUUGAAGAGGAUAAAUAUGAUAAGUACAUAAAUGCAAUUGAACAAAGAGACAAAUAAUUAUACUUAAAUGCAAAAUUAAGUAUUAAAUAAAUCAAUCAUCAACUCGAAAUUAUUCAAUAAUUCUAUUAGGAAGUAUCUAAACAUGAAUGUCUAAUCUAUAUUUAGCAUAACUUAAAAUAGUAAUUGUAGUUAAAUUAUUUCCUUUACAAUUUAAACAACAAUCUAUUUAAUUUAUAUUAAAUAUGCCAUAGACAAAUUAAGAGUGAUAUCAAUGUAUUAAAAUUGGAUUUAUUUAUUAUUGAUGUCUGUCUUAACCUUCAAAUAGAAUACAAAAUUAAUAAAUAGAAUCAGCAUCUAAAUCUUAAAAACCUAAUUGUGACAACUGACAAAUAAAAACUCAUUUCCAUUAUUAUGAAUUUAGUUUACUUUAUCAAGCUUUUGCUUUCCAUAAUCCAUAAAGAUAAUAAUAUUGUGUACCAAGUUUAGCCAUUAAAAAAACCAAUUAAACUUUCUAUAAAAUAAUCCAAAAAAUUUCAAAACUCAUUAUAAAUUUCUUUAACACAUCCUGAUCUAAAUGUAGCCAAUUCUUUAAUCACUUAAUUACAACACAUUGAACCCUUUUAACUGGAUGAUCAGAAAAGAAAUUGGGAAUAAAGAAAUUAUUUUGACAAAAUAACAAGUAUUAAUGAAAACUUGUAAUAAAUAAUGGAGAUGCAUAAGUAAGAAGUAUCCUCAAAUCAAUUAAUUUAAAUAGAUAACCCAUAAAUCAAUAGUAAAAAUUAAUAAGGCAUACAAAAUGUAAAAUAGUUAUAAUUUAAUACAAUGGGAUAUAUCAUAGCAUAAUAUUUUGCUAGUAGUUUAGGGCCUCACAAUAAGUUCACUUUCAAGUAAACUUGUCUCGACAUUGAAAGAUAUCAUUCUACUUAAUUUAUAGGGUUGUAAUAAACUAAAAUAUAAUUCUGUAUUUAUAAAAAUUUUUAAAAUUUUUAAAAGGAGAUACAAAGUGAACAAUAAUACUAUUUUGGUUAUAAUUUGAAUAUUUCAUCAGAAAAAAUGAUAGGUUAAGAUAUAUAUUAGAAUUCUUACUAACAAGUUCAAAAAACUAAAUGA
Molecule: messenger RNA, 2046 nt
Organism: Paramecium tetraurelia
Lineage: Eukaryota; Ciliophora; Oligohymenophorea; Peniculida; Parameciidae
Exons: 3
Source: RefSeq, a predicted model, not a curated record